Chanos chanos (milkfish) is the source of this 1269-nucleotide messenger RNA. RefSeq names its product RUNX family transcription factor 3 (gene runx3). Gene Ontology annotation, biological process: regulation of transcription by RNA polymerase II; hemopoiesis; regulation of cell differentiation. Bases 1 to 1269 code for a protein of 422 amino acids. Gene Ontology annotation, cellular component: nucleus. The record is from RefSeq and is a predicted model, not a curated record. The transcript has 7 exons. NCBI's taxonomy places the organism in Eukaryota, Metazoa, Chordata, Actinopteri, Gonorynchiformes, Chanidae. Gene Ontology annotation, molecular function: DNA-binding transcription factor activity, RNA polymerase II-specific; RNA polymerase II cis-regulatory region sequence-specific DNA binding; ATP binding.
AUGCAUAUUCCCGUAGACCCGACCACCCCGAGACGGUUCACGCCGCCUUCCACGUCGUUCUCCUGCAGCAAGAUUGGCGACAGUAGCGGGAGCAUGGCCACCCCCGGACCGCUGAGGACACGACCGGAGACGCGGUCUGUGGUGGACGUUUUGGCAGAUCACGCCGGCGAGCUGGUGCGAACAGACAGCCCCAACUUUCUGUGUUCGGUGCUCCCCUCCCACUGGCGGUGCAACAAAACCCUGCCGGUUGCUUUCAAGGUGGUCGCCCUAGGUGAUGUUCCAGACGGUACACUGGUCACGGUGAUGGCGGGCAAUGAUGAAAACUACUCCGCGGAGCUGAGGAACGCAUCUGCAGUAAUGAAAAAUCAGGUUGCUCGAUUCAACGACCUGCGGUUCGUGGGCAGAAGCGGACGAGGAAAAAGCUUCACCUUGACCAUCACUGUAUUCACCGGACCCCCUCAAGUCGCAACCUAUCAUCGGGCCAUCAAAGUGACCGUUGACGGACCGCGCGAACCAAGACGGCACAGGGUGAAGCUGGAGGACCCUCAGAAGAUGCAGUUUUCAGAGCGUCUCAGCGAGAUCGAGCGUUUUCAGAGGGAGCGACUCAGAAUGAGCACCGGCAACGGCACUCCACGCCCUGCUCACCAAAGCCACUUCAGCCCCACCACCUCCUCUCAGAUCCCAGGAUUGUGGCCAGACCAAAUGGACCCACCAACUCUAAAAACAUGCAAAGUGGAAGAAGAUCUGCGCUGGUCAGAGACAGACUUGUUCUCUCAGAGGCCCUCCUUCCCCUCCCUCUCACCGCUCACGGCACCGCGGUUUUCGGACUCGGUGCAUUACCCAGGCCCUUUCACCUACUCACCCAACCCCUCGGGCACGGGCAUCGGCGGUCUGAGCAUGUCUGCAUCCACGCGCUACCACACCUACCUUCCUCCGCCUUAUCCCGGUAACCAAAACCAGAGCUCCCACUUCCAGGCCAACUCUUCACCCUACCACCUGUACUACGGCACCGGUUCCGGCUCUUACCAGUUCUCCAUGGUGUCCGCAGGAGGCGGGGGAGCGGGGACGGGAGGCGAACGCUCCCCCACCCGCAUGCUGUCGUCCUGCACCGCGGCCGGCGCCGGAUCCGGAACGGCCAACAACAGCCUGAUGAACGCCAGCCUGGGUAGCCAAAGCGACGGGGUGGAUGCUGACGGCAGCCAUAGCAACUCACCGACCACCAUGAGCGCAUCAGGACGCAUGGACGAGUCCGUGUGGAGACCCUACUGA